Messenger RNA from Penaeus vannamei (Pacific white shrimp), 782 nucleotides. RefSeq lists its product as uncharacterized. NCBI's taxonomy places the organism in Eukaryota, Metazoa, Arthropoda, Malacostraca, Decapoda, Penaeidae. The record is from RefSeq and is a predicted model, not a curated record.
CCUCAUGAGACCACUCCAUCCCCAUAGCGUGCCUCAUACAGUGCCUCCUUCAGUGCCACACGAACGCCAUAGCCAGCCAUCAUGAGGCGCCAUCAAGCACUCCUUCUCGUGGUUCUCUUCGCUUUCCUGCUGCCUGCCCUGCGCGCCCAUAAGGUAGAACACGACAAAUUCAUCAAGAAACACGAAGACGAGGCCGAAGCCAGGGAACUAGAAUCAUUAGAAUCGAAUGAAGAAGACGACGACGACGAUGAAGAAUUCGAUCUCGAAGAAGAGAUGUUCGGAAACCACGACCGACGUAAUGAGGGGAUCAACCUUCUGGACGAAAGCAUGGAUGUGGUGCUGAGCGAACCUUCAGAUCGUGUUUUGCGCGCUCUGGCUGCUCCCGAGGGUCACCCCAAGAAACUCUCUUUCGAGAAGGUGAAGGAAGUGCAUCGAGAGAGAAUGGCGAGGCUAGCCGAAGAAAACGUGGACCGUUCUCCCCUCCACCAAGAUUUUCAGGAAAUGUUGGAAAGGGAACACGAGGCGGUUGAGGAUGACGACAACGAAGGAUUCCUGAACAAAGUCCUCAGAGUGAUAUGGUAGAUCCAGCGGACGCGAAAAUAUGCUUGAUAGAUUUUCUGACUUAGUUUUCACUCAAAGAAAUAUAAUGGACAGAUAAAAAAACACAUUCGUAAAUAUAUGGGCUGAACAAUACACCCGGAUGAUUUGGGAUUUGUUUUCAGAAUUCGAUUUGUCAGUGUCAAAAUUAAGGUUAGAAUAAAAUGGCGGGAAAAUUUAAAAAA